Molecule: messenger RNA, 796 nt
Organism: Ceratotherium simum simum (southern white rhinoceros)
Lineage: Eukaryota; Metazoa; Chordata; Mammalia; Perissodactyla; Rhinocerotidae
Source: RefSeq, a predicted model, not a curated record
GGACAUGGUGACUACAGCAUCUACUUACCUCUUUGAAGCCACAGAAAAAAGAUUCUUUUUCAAAAAUGUAUCAAUAUUAAUUCCUGAGAAUUGGAAGGAAAACUCUGAAUACAAGAGGCCAAAACAUGAAAGCUAUGAACACGCUGAUGUUUUAGUUGCACCACCUACCCUCCCAGGUAGAGAUGACCCAUACACCAAGCAGUUCACAGCCUGUGAAGAAAAAGGAGAAUAUAUUCAUUUCACCCCCGACUUUGUACUUGGAAAAAAACAAAAUGAAUAUGGACCAUCAGGUAGAUUGUUUGUCCACGAGUGGGCCCAUCUCCGCUGGGGAGUGUUUGACGAGUACAAUGAAGAUGAGCCUUACUACAGUGCUAAGUCAAAAAAAAUUGAAGCAACAAGGUGUUCCACAGGUAUUACUGGUAUAAAUAGGGUUCAUAAGUGUCAAGGAAACAGCUGUGUAACCAGAGCAUGCAGAACUGAUUCUAAGACAAAACUGUAUGAAAAAGAGUGUCAAUUCUUCCCUGAUAAAGAUCAAACUGAAAAAGCAUCCAUAAUGUUUAUGCAAGGGAUUGAUUCUGUUGUUGAAUUCUGUAAUGAAAAAAACCAUAACCGAGAAGCCCCAAGCCUACAAAACAAAAUGUGCAAUUCCAGAAGCAUAUGGGAGGUCAUUAGCAACUCUGAGGAUUUUAAAAACACAAUAUCUAUGGUGGCACCACCCCCUCCACCUGUCUUCUCAUUGUUGAAGAUCAGUCAAAGAAUUGCAUGCUUAGUUCUUGAUAAGUCUGGAAGCAUGGCG